Messenger RNA from Pieris brassicae (large cabbage white), 2982 nucleotides. RefSeq names its product BTB/POZ domain-containing protein KCTD3. The transcript is spliced from 13 exons. The record is from RefSeq and is a predicted model, not a curated record. Gene Ontology annotation, biological process: protein homooligomerization. Bases 119 to 2098 code for a protein of 659 amino acids. Gene Ontology annotation, molecular function: protein binding. NCBI's taxonomy places the organism in Eukaryota, Metazoa, Arthropoda, Insecta, Lepidoptera, Pieridae.
UACAGGUAGCCGUAGUCUACCUUUUGUUUUUAAUUUUUAUUGAAUUCAUAAAAAAACUGUUCUAACAAAACAAUAAAAUAUUGGAAAACGUUUUCCUGAGUUGUUUAAGGACUACUGAAUGUCGAAUUAUCAAGAAAUAGUAAAUUUAAACAUUGGAGGUACAAGAUUUGCCACAUCAUGGCAUACUUUGACAUGGGUUCCAGAUACUUUCUUUACAGCCCUCCUAAGUGGUCGAAUCCCUACAGUACGGGAUGAGACUGGGGCCAUAUUUAUAGACAGAGAUCCAAACCUUUUUGGCCUUAUUCUCAAUUUUCUUAGAACUAGAGAUAUUGACCUUAACAAUGUUAAUAUUAGAGCAUUGAGACAUGAAUGUGACUACUUUGGAAUUACUCCGCUAAGUAGACGGCUUGCACUUUGUGAUGAAAUGAAUCAUUCCUCAUGUGGUGAUGUAUUGUUCUAUGGAUACCUCCCUCCACCAUUAACACCCUCACCAAGUAAUAGUGGAAAGAAUAGCAAUAGUGGUUCUAGAAAGAAUCUUACAGCAUCCAAUUCUGAAUUAGCAGCUAGCAGGACACAUUCUAGAAAUUCAUCACUUGAUUUAAGAACUGUAGGGCGUGUACCUUCACAAGAUCAAUUAAGCCGAUGUGGUCGUGGACAUUCUAGAGCAGCCUCUCUAGGCAAUGCAGAUAGUCAGAAAGGCCUCCGAGUUGAAAAUACAUGGUCAGAAAAUGCGAAAGUCCAAAUAAUAAAAGCGCAUCACAAUUGGAUUGCUGUUGCCUACUCACAUUUCGUUACAGGAUACAGAUUAACAGAUUCAUGCGGCUGGUAUGUAGUGUUCCAAUCACCAGUUCAAGAAUCAACUAUAGAACGCAUAGCAUUAAAUGCUAAAACUGGAGGGGCAACCACUAGUGGAAGUAAUUCAUCAGGAACUGAUGUGAUGCUUGGUAUCGCGAGUGGACUUUUUGUUCGACUCUGGGCUUUCUCAACCCAUACUGAACCUGUAAGAAGAACACUUAUUGGCACGUUCAAUCUUGGCGUACGCGUAGAACAUUUAUUAUUCGUGGGUCCUCAACUAGUAGCUCUUAGUGGAGCAGGUAGCCGAAGCAAGGCUGGUGUGUGGCACACGAGCACACAACACUGGCAGACUCAGGACGUUGCUCAUCUUACUACAUACGACACUGCGGGAUCCUUCUUGCUAUUGGGAACUGCUACGGGAGCUAUCAAUUAUAUAGAUAUGCAAAAGUUCCCUCUGCGUAUGAAGGACAACGAUUUGUUAGUAACGCAGCUAUAUAAGGAUCCUAACCAGGAACCAAUAACAGCUAUAUCUGUUUAUCUGACGCCAAAGACGAGUCUCUGUGGCAAUUGGUUAGAAAUAGCGUAUGGAACGAGAUACGGUUCGGUACGAGUUAUAGUACAACAUCCGGAGACUGUUGGACACGGACCACAGCUGUUCCAGACGUUUACGGUGCAUCAGAGUCCUGUUACUAAGGUAUCUCUAUCAGAGAACUACCUGAUAUCAGUCUGUAGUGAAUACAACCAUGUGCGGUCGUGGCGAGUAACUCGGUUCAGGGGAAUGAUAUCCACCCAGCCCGGUACCACUCCCAAGGCAGCUUUCAAAGUAUUGGCUUUAGAGGCACCUACGGCACAGCCCCAUAAUGACUCUGGACCAUAUGGCGAGCAAGAUGAAGAGCAAAUAUUUAUACAAAAGGUAGUUCCUGAUACAGACACAUUGUACGUGCGGCUCGCUUCCAAUGGGAAAAGAGUAUGCACAAUUCGUUCCGUGGAUGGUUCGCCAGUAUCGUGCUUCGUAGUGGCAGAAUGUGAAGGCGCGUUACGUCCCCGUAGAUUACUACUCUGUGGUCAUAGAUCGGGUGCAACACAGAUGUGGGAUCUCACAGCACCGAUAGAUAAAGCCGCCAAACCAUCACAGACUGUCGGAGGAAGUGGUGAAGGCGAAGAGUCUCCAAUAGCCGAUGGGGGUCCAUCACCUGAUGAAUUAGUUCGUCUUUUAUCAGCGUGUGAUUUAGAUGCUUCCCCCGCUCCCCCUACACCCGCUAUUCUCCCCACUUCCCCUAAUAGACCAAUACAAGCCCCAUGAGCAUCAUUAUGCUCGAUACUUAUGUCCCUUGUUAUACCGAUAUAGUGUAUUUUCAAAGUAAAAAAGCCAAAACUCACCUCGCUUUGCAGUACCACUCGCAGUAUAAAAAUGGGAAUAUAAGUCGUGACUGACGUUUGGUCACGUGUCCGUAUAACACUUGGCAACUUAUUUGAAACAGCGCAAAAUCCGGAAUAAAGUUUGUUUCGAUAAACGUUAAAAAGUACGUAUUCGUAUAGUCUUCACGAACUCGUACAAUCUCUCGCUCGAUACGUCGCAUCAGUAACAAUAAAAUUGGCCUAAACUUAUCUAAUGGUUUUUGCUGUGACCGAAAUAUGACUUUCAUUCAGUCUAUGCAAGGAACAUUAUACUAUACUAUGCCUUGUUAUACAACUAUAUUAAUAUAUUAAAAGUACUAGCUAGCGAUGCAAUCAAGUGUAUCUUAAAACGGAAAACAAAUUGUGUUUGAUUAACAAUUUAUUAUAAAGGGGAUUAACAAAGUAUAAAAUGCCUAUUAUAUUUGUAUGAAAAAUCUAAAUAUUGCGCUUAAAGUUUUCAUACACUUUGACAGAUUCGAUUCUAUACAACUGUUCACAGAGCAUUCUAUUAGGGAUUGAUUUCUCUUGAAGUAUCAGAUAUGUCAUUUACAGAUGGCAAGACAAGUUUUACUCAUGUUAACUCAACAAAUCAGGUUAAAAAUGUUUCAAUAUUUAUUGUUUUUGUCAAAGAUUAUAAGAUUGUUAAAAUACUUUAGUUAAUUUUGUUUCUAAAGACUGAUCGUGUUCAUCUCUAUUAUGUUGAAGGGAAGACAAAUUUUCUGUAUUCUUGACUGAUAAUGAAAUAUAAUCAAUUUUAUUUUAAUACUGUGUACUAAGAAAUUUUUAGUU